AUGGGGGACGCAGAGAUGUCUGUGUUUGGCCUGGCCGCCUCGUACCUGAGGAAGUCGGACAAGGAGCGUAUGGAGGCCUCCACGCGUACCUUUGACAUAAAGAAGGAAUGCUUCGUCCCGGAUGCGGUGGAAGAGUUCGUGAAGGCGACCGUAAGCAGCCGAGAUGGAGAUAAGGUCACUGUAGAGACGCAGCGUGGGAAGACUGUGGUGGUCAAAGAGUCCCAGAUUCUGCAACAGAAUCCUCCAAAGUUUGACAAGCUCGAGGACAUGGCCAUGUUGACCUUCCUCCAUGAACCAGCCGUGCUGUUUAACCUCAAAGAGCGUUACGCAGCGUGGAUGAUCUACACCUACUCUGGGCUCUUCUGUGUGACUGUCAACCCCUACAAGGCGCUGCCAGUCUACAACCAAGAGGUGGUUGUUGCCUAUAGAGGAAAGAAGAGGGCCGAAGCUCCUCCUCAUAUCUUCUCCAUCUCUGAUAAUGCCUACCAGUACAUGCUGACAGACCGUGAAAACCAGUCUAUUUUGAUCACCGGAGAAUCUGGUGCAGGAAAGACUGUCAACACAAAGCGAGUCAUCCAGUAUUUUGCAAGUAUUGCAGCUGGAGGAAUAAAGAAAGACCCCAAUGCCAAAGACAAGGUAAAUAACAGCCCGGUCGCGCACCAGUUCGGUACCCUGGAGGAUCAAAUCAUCCAGGCUAACCCUGCUUUGGAGGCCUUUGGCAACGCCAAGACCAUCAGGAAUGACAACUCCUCCAGAUUUGGUAAAUUCAUCCGGAUUCAUUUUGACACCAGGGGAAAGUUAGCCUCGGCUGAUAUUGAAACAUACCUUCUGGAGAAGUCUCGUGUGACUUUUCAGCUCAAGGCUGAGAGAGAUUACCACAUUUUCUACCAGAUUCUGUCCAACAAGAAGCCUGAACUCCUGGAGAUGCUGCUGAUCACAAACAAUCCCUAUGACUACGCCUUCAUCUCUCAGGGGGAAACCACAGUGGCCUCCAUCGAUGAUUCAGACGAACUGAUGGCAACAGAUAGUGCCUUCGACGUGCUGGGCUUCACUCAAGAGGAAAAGAACUCUAUUUACAAGCUGACUGGUGCCAUCAUGCAUCACGGCAACAUGAAGUUCAAGUUGAGGCAGCGUGAAGAGCAGGCGGAGGCUGAUGGCACUGAGGAUGCUGACAAAGUCGCAUAUCUGAUGGGCCUGAACUCUGCCGACCUCAUCAAAGGUCUCCUUCACCCGAGAGUCAGAGUAGGAAACGAGUGGGUCACCAAGGGACAAAAUGUCGCUCAAGUGACCUAUGCGGUCGGAGCUCUAUCCAAGGCUGUUUAUGAAAAGAUGUUCCUGUGGAUGGUGAUAAGAAUCAACCAGUCACUGGAGACCAGACAGCCUCGCCAGUACUUCAUUGGUGUACUGGACAUCGCUGGAUUUGAGAUCUUUGAUUUCAACACCUUUGAGCAGCUGUGCAUCAACUUCACCAAUGAAAAACUGCAACAGUUUUUCAACCACCACAUGUUUGUGCUGGAGCAGGAAGAGUACAAGAAAGAGGGCAUUGAAUGGACUUUCAUAGACUUUGGUAUGGACUUGCAGGCCUGCAUUGACCUGAUUGAAAAGCCCAUGGGUAUCAUGUCCAUCCUCGAAGAGGAGUGCAUGUUCCCCAAAGCUUCUGAUUCCACCUUCAAAACAAAGCUCUAUGACAACCAUCUGGGGAAAUCUGCCAACUUCCAGAAGCCCAGAAUUGUCAAAGGAAAACCAGAGGCCCAUUUUGCCCUGAUGCAUUAUGCUGGAACUGUUGAUUAUAAUAUCGUCAACUGGCUGGUGAAGAACAAGGAUCCCCUGAAUGAGACCGUCGUAGCACUCUACCAGAAGUCGAAUCUCAAGGUGUUAUCUACCCUCUUUGCAAAUUAUGCAGGAGCUGAUUCAGCUACGGGUGAGGGUGAAGCCAAAAAAGAGAAGAAGAAGAAGGGAUCAUCGUUUCAGACUGUGUCCGCUCUUCACAGGGAGAACCUGAACAAGCUGAUGACCAACUUGAGGUCUACUCACCCUCACUUUGUACGCUGCAUCAUCCCCAAUGAGACCAAGACUCCCGGGGCCAUGGAGAACCCUCUGGUGAUGCACCAGCUGCGCUGUAACGGUGUGCUGGAAGGCAUCAGGAUCUGCAGAAAGGGCUUCCCCAACAGAAUCCUCUAUGGAGAUUUCAAACAGAGAUAUCGCAUCCUGAAUCCCGCUGCCAUCCCUGACGGCCAGUUCAUUGACAGCAGGAAGGGAGCUGAGAAACUUCUUGGGGGUCUGGAUAUUGAUCACAACCAAUACCGGUUUGGACACACCAAGGUGUUCUUCAAGGCUGGUUUGCUGGGUCUGCUUGAAGAGCUGAGAGACGAGCGUCUCUCCAAAAUCAUCACUGGUAUUCAAGCCAGAUCCCGUGGUCUUUUGUCUCGCAUUGAGUAUCAGAGGAUGGUAGAGCGCAGAGAAGCACUAUUAGUGAUCCAAUGGAAUGUCCGUUCAUUCAUGGGGGUCAAGAAUUGGCCCUGGAUGAAGCUGUUCUUCAAGAUCAAACCUCUGUUGAGAUCUGCUGAGACAGAAAAGGAAAUGGCCAACAUGAAGGAAGAAUUCCUGAAGCUGAAGGAGGCUUACGCAAAAUCGGAAGCUCGUAGAAAGGAACUAGAGGAGAAAAUGGUCACUCUUCUCCAAGAGAAGAACGACCUGCAUCUCCAAGUUCAAUCGGAGCAAGAUAAUCUCUGUGAUGCAGAAGAAAGAUGCGAGGGGCUGAUCAAAAAUAAAAUUCAACUGGAGGGAAAAGCCAAAGAGCUGACUGAGAGACUGGAGGAUGAGGAGGAGAUGAACGCUGAACUGACUGCUAAGAAGAGGAAGCUGGAGGAUGAGUGCUCAGAGCUGAAGAAAGACAUUGAUGACUUAGAGUUAACUCUGGCUAAAGUGGAGAAAGAGAAGCACGCCAUCGAGAACAGGGUGAAGAACCUGAUUGAAGAGAUGGCAGGUCAGGACGAAAUCAUUGCCAAGUUGACCAAGGAAAAGAAAGCCUUACAGGAAGCUCACCAGCAAACACUGGAUGAUCUGCAGAGUGAAGAAGACAAAGUCAACUCUCUGACCAAGGCCAAGGCUAAGCUGGAGCAGCAAGUGGACGAUCUUGAAGGAUCUCUUGAACAAGAGAAGAAGGUUCGAAUGGACCUUGAGAGAGCAAAGAGAAAGCUGGAGGGAGACUUAAAGUUGACCCAAGAGACUGUAAUGGAUUUAGAAAAUGACAAACAACAACUGGAGGAGCGCCUGAAAAAGAAAGACUUUGAGAUCAUCCAGCUGAAUAGCAAAAUUGAAGAUGAUCAGGCCAUGAUCCUUCAACUCCUGAAGAAGCUGAAAGAGCUGCAGGCCCGUGUAGAGGAGCUGGAGGAAGAGCUGGAGGCAGAGCGAGCUGCCCGAGCCAAGGUGGAGAAGCAGAGAGCAGACUUGUCACGAGAGUUGGAGGAGAUCAGUGAGAGGCUGGAGGAGGCUGGUGGAUCAACAUCCGCCCAGAUUGAGAUGAACAAGAAGAGGGAGGCUGAGUUCCAGAAACUCCGCAGAGACCUCGAAGAGGCCACUCUGCAGCAUGAAGCCACCGCUGCCACACUCAGGAAGAAACAAGCCGACAGUGUGGCUGAUCUGGGAGAUCAGAUCGACAACCUGCAGAGGGUCAAGCAGAAACUGGAGAAGGAGAAGAGUGAGCUCAGACUGGAACUGGAUGAUGUGGUCUCCAGUAUGGAACAAUUAGUCAAGUCUAAGACUAACUAUGAGAAGACCUGCAGAACUUUGGAGGACCAAAUGAAUGAAUUCAGGAACAGGUGUGAUGAAUCUCAGAGGUCCCUUAAUGACUUCACCACCCAGAAGGCCAAGCUUCAAUCUGAGAAUAAUGAGUUUGCAAGACAGCUGGAGGAGAAAGAAUCUCUCAUUUCUCAGCUUACCAGAGGAAAGAAUUCAUACAAUCAACAACUUGAAGAUCUAAAAAGACAACUAGAAGAGGAAGUAAAGGCCAAGAACGCUUUAGCCCAUGCAGUGCAGUCUGCUCGUCAUGACUGUGACCUGCUCAGGGAGCAAUAUGAGGAGGAGCAGGAGGCCAAGGCUGAAUUGCAGCGCGGCAUGUCCAAGGCCAACACCGAGGUGGCUCAGUGGAGAACUAAGUACGAAACUGAUGCCAUCCAGAGAACCGAGGAACUGGAGGAGGCAAAGCUGGCUCAGCGUCUGCAGGACGCUGAAGAGGCUGUUGAAGCAGUGAAUGCUAAAUGUUCGUCUCUGGAGAAGACCAAACACAGGCUGCAGAAUGAGAUUGAAGAUCUCAUGGUGGAUGUGGAGAGGUCUAAUGCUGCUGCUGCUGCUCUGGACAAGAAGCAAAGAAACUUUGACAAAGUCCUGUCCGAGUGGAAACAGAAAUAUGAGGAGUGUCAGUGUGAGUUGGAGGGCUCUCAGAAGGAAGCCAGGUCUCUGAGCACUGAGCUCUUCAAACUGAAGAACUCCUAUGAAGAAUCUCUCGACCAACUGGAGACCAUGAAGAGAGAGAACAAGAAUCUUCAGGAGGAGAUUUCUGACCUCACUGAGCAACUCGGUGAGGGAGGAAAAACCGUUCAUGAGUUGGAGAAACUCCGUAAGCAGCUGGAGCAGGAAAAGAGCGAGAUUCAGUCUGCCCUUGAGGAAGCAGAGGGUUCUCUUGAGCAUGAGGAGGGCAAAAUUCUCAGAGCUCAGCUUGAGUUCAACCAGAUUAAAGCAGACAUGGACCGUAAAAUGGCUGAGAAAGAUGAGGAGAUGGAGCAGAACAAGAGGAACCUGCAGAGGAUGAUUGACACCCUGCAGAGUUCUCUCGAGGCCGAGACUCGCAGCAGGAAUGAGGCUCUCCGUUUGAAGAAGAAGAUGGAGGGAGACCUCAAUGAGAUGGAGAUCCAGCUAAGCCAGGCCAACAGGCAGGCAGCGGAGGCUCAGAAACAACUCAAGGCUGUUCAUGCACAUCUGAAGGAUGCUCAGCUGCAGCUUGAUGACUCGCUUCGAUCCAACGAGGAUCUGAAGGAAAACAAUGCCAUCGUUGAGAGACGCAACAACCUGCUUCAGGCUGAACUGGAGGAGCUCAGGGCUGCUCUGGAGCAAACUGAGAGAGGUCGCAAACUUGCUGAGCAAGAGCUGCUGGACGUUACUGAAAGGGUGCAGCUACUGCACUCACAGAACACCAGUCUGCUGAACCAAAAGAAGAAGCUGGAAGCCGAUAUGUCCCAGCUUCAGACAGAAGUAGAGGAUGCGGUGCAGGAGUGCAGAAACACUGAAGAGAAGGCCAAGAAGGCCAUUACUGAUGCCGCCAUGAUGGCAGAGGAGCUGAAGAAAGAGCAGGACACCAGCGCUCACCUGGAGCGUAUGAAGAAGAACAUGGAGCAAACCAUCAAAGACCUGCAGCACCGUCUGGAUGAAGCUGAACAGAUCGCCUUGAAGGGGGGCAAGAAGCAGGUGCAGAAGCUCGAGGCCAGGGUGAGGGAGCUGGAAAGUGAGGUGGAAAUGGAGCAGAAGAAAAGCGGCGAAACUGUUAAGGGAAUCCGUAAAUACGAGCGCCGUAUCAAGGAACUUACCUAUCAGACUGAGGAGGACCGCAAGAAUAUUGCCCGACUCCAGGAUCUGGUAGAUAAGCUGCAGCUGAAAGUUAAAGCCUACAAGAGAUCUGCCGAGGAGUCUGAGGAACAGGCCAAUGUUCAUCUUGGCAAGUCCCGCAAGAUGCAGCACGAGCUGGACGAGGCUGAAGAGAGAGCUGACAUCGCAGAGUCUCAGGUCAACAAGCUGCGCGCCAAGAGCCGUGAUGUUGGCCCCAAGGACCAUUACACCUCAGACUCCUCGGUAGGGAUUGGUAAGGGUGAAAAAAUGGGCGACGCUGCCAUGAGAGAGUUUGGGGCAGCAGCCCCGUACCUGAGGAAGUCAGACAGGGAGCGUCUGGAGGCCCAGACCCGACCCUUCGACAUGAAGAAGGAGUGCUUCGUUCCCGACACUGAUGAGGAGUACGUGAAGGCUUCCGUCACCAGCCGUGAGGGGGACAAAGUCACUGCUGAGACAGCAAAGGGGAAGACCGUGACGGUGAAGGAGUGUGAUGUACACCCUCAGAACCCGCCAAAGUUUGAUAAAAUUGAAGACAUGGCGAUGUUCACCUUCCUCCAUGAGCCCGCUGUGCUGUUUAACCUCAAAGAGCGUUAUGCAGCAUGGAUGAUCUAUACCUACUCUGGGCUCUUCUGUGUGACGAUCAACCCCUACAAGGCGCUGCCAGUCUACAACCAAGAUGUGGUUGUUGCCUAUAGAGGAAAGAAGAGGACUGAAGCUCCUCCUCACAUCUUCUCCAUCUCUGACAAUGCCUACCAGUACAUGCUAACUGACAGAGAAAAUCAGUCAAUUCUCAUCACUGGAGAAUCUGGUGCCGGGAAAACUGUCAACACCAAGAGAGUCAUCCAGUACUUUGCCAGUAUUGCAGCUGCAGGCGGGAAGAAGGAUGUGGGCUCUGAGAAAAAGGGUACUCUGGAGGAUCAAAUCAUCCAGGCUAACCCUGCUUUGGAGGCCUUCGGUAACGCCAAGACCAUCAGGAAUGACAACUCCUCCAGAUUUGGCAAAUUCAUCCGAAUUCACUUUGCAGCCAGUGGAAAGCUGGCCUCAGCUGAUAUUGAGACAUAUCUGCUGGAGAAGUCCCGUGUCACCUUUCAGCUCAAGGCUGAGAGAGAUUACCACAUCUUCUAUCAGAUUCUGUCUCAGAAGAAACCCGAGCUGCUCGAGAUGUUGCUCAUCACCAACAACCCCUAUGACUACGCCUUCAUCUCCCAAGGAGAGACGACUGUAGCCUCCAUCAACGAUUCUGAGGAGCUGAUGGCCACUGAUAGUGCCUUCGACGUGCUGGGCUUCACUCAAGAAGAAAAGAACGGCAUUUACAAGCUGACUGGUGCCAUCAUGCAUCACGGCAACAUGAAGUUCAAGUUGAAGCAGCGUGAAGAGCAGGCAGAGGCUGAUGGCACUGAGGUUGCUGACAAAGUUUCAUAUCUGAUGGGACUGAACUCCGCCGACCUCAUCAAAGGUCUCUGUCACCCAAGAGUCAAAGUAGGAAACGAGUGGGUCACCAAGGGACAAAAUGUCCAGCAGGUGUACUAUUCUGUUGGUGCGCUGUCUAAAUCAGUGUAUGAGAAGAUGUUUCUGUGGAUGGUGAUAAGAAUCAACCAAUCCCUGGACACCAAGCAGCCUCGCCAGUACUUCAUUGGCGUACUGGACAUUGCCGGGUUUGAGAUCUUUGAUUUCAACACCUUUGAGCAGCUGUGCAUCAACUUCACCAAUGAAAAGCUGCAACAGUUUUUCAACCACCACAUGUUUGUGCUGGAGCAGGAAGAGUACAAGAAAGAGGGCAUUGAAUGGACUUUCAUAGAUUUUGGAAUGGACUUGCAGGCCUGUAUUGACCUGAUUGAAAAGCCCAUGGGUAUCAUGUCCAUCCUUGAAGAGGAGUGCAUGUUCCCCAAAGCAUCUGAUGCCACCUUUAAAGCAAAGCUCUAUGACAACCAUCUGGGGAAAUCUGGUAACUUCCAGAAGCCCAGAAUUGUCAAAGGAAGACCAGAGGCUCAUUUUGCCCUGAUGCAUUAUGCUGGAACUGUUGAUUAUAAUAUCAACAACUGGCUGGUGAAGAACAAAGAUCCCCUGAAUGAGACCGUUGUGGGACUCUACCAGAAGUCUAGUCUCAAGCUGUUAUCUUUCCUCUUUGUAAAUUACGCGGGAUCAGAUGCAGAUAGUGGAAAGGGCAAAGGAACCAAGAAGAAGGGUUCAUCCUUCCAAACUGUGUCUGCCUUGCACAGGGAGAACCUGCACAAGCUGAUGACCAACUUGAGGUCUACUCACCCUCACUUUGUACGCUGCAUCAUCCCCAAUGAGACCAAGACUCCCGGGGCCAUGGAGAACCCUCUGGUGAUGCACCAGCUGCGCUGCAACGGUGUGCUGGAAGGCAUCAGGAUCUGCAGAAAGGGCUUCCCCAACAGAAUCCUCUAUGGAGAUUUCAAACAGAGAUAUCGCAUCCUGAAUCCCGCUGCCAUCCCUGAAGGUCAGUUCAUUGACAGCAGGAAGGGAGCUGAGAAACUUCUUGGGGGUCUGGAUAUUGAUCACAACCAAUACCGGUUUGGACACACUAAGGUGUUCUUCAAGGCUGGUCUUCUUGGGACACUGGAGGAGAUGAGGGAUGACCGUUUAUCCCUCAUCAUCACUGGAAUCCAGUCAAGAGCAAGAGGACUACUGGCAAGAUUGGAAUUCAGCAAGAUUGUUGACAGGAGAGAUGCACUAUUGGUGAUCCAGUGGAACAUCCGUGCCUUCAUGGGGGUCAAGAAUUGGCCCUGGAUGAAGCUGUUCUUCAAGAUCAAACCUCUGUUGAGAUCUGCUGAGGCAGAAAAGGAGAUGGCCAACAUGAAGGAAGAAUUCCUGAAGCUGAAGGAGGCUUACGCAAAAUCUGAAGCUCGUAGAAAGGAACUAGAGGAGAAAAUGGUUACUCUUCUUCAAGAGAAGAACGACCUGCAGCUCCAUGUCCAGGCUGAGCAAGAUAAUCUUCUAGAUGCUGAGGAAAGAUGUGAGGGGCUGAUCAAAAACAAAAUUCAGAUGGAAGCGAAAGCCAAAGAGCUGACUGAGAGACUGGAGGAUGAGGAGGAGAUGAAUGCUGAACUGACUGCUAAGAAGAGGAAGUUGGAGGAUGAGUGCUCUGAGCUGAAGAAAGACAUCGAUGACUUAGAGUUAACUCUGGCUAAAGUGGAGAAAGAGAAGCAUGCCACUGAGAACAAGGUGAAGAACCUGGUUGAAGAGAUGGCUGCUUUGGACGAUAUCAUUGCCAAGUUGACCAAGGAAAAGAAAGCCUUACAGGAAGCUCACCAGCAAACACUGGAUGAUCUGCAGAGUGAAGAAGACAAAGUCAACUCUCUGACCAAGGCCAAGGCUAAGCUGGAGCAGCAAGUGGAUGAUCUUGAAGGUUCUCUGGAACAAGAGAAGAAGAUUCGGAUGGAUCUUGAGAGAGCUAAGAGGAAACUAGAGGGAGACUUGAAAUUAACCCAGGAGAGCCUAAUGGACCUGGAGAACGACAAGCAGCAACUUGAAGAGCAUCUGAAAAAGAAAGAUUUUGAAGUCAGUCAGCUCAACAGUAAAAUAGAAGAUGAGCAGGCCAUAACAAUUCAGCUUCAAAAGAAACUGAAGGAGCUCCAGGCCCGCAUUGAAGAGCUGGAGGAAGAGCUGGAGGCCGAGCGAGCUGCCCGAGCCAAGGUGGAGAAGCAGAGAGCAGACUUGGCCAGAGAGCUGGAGGAGAUCAGCGAGAGGCUGGAGGAGGCUGGUGGAGCAACAUCCGCCCAGAUUGAGAUGAACAAGAAGAGGGAGGCCGAGUUCCAGAAACUCCGCAGAGACCUCGAAGAGGCCACUCUGCAGCAUGAAGCCACCGCUGCCACACUCAGGAAGAAACAAGCCGACAGUGUAGCUGAUCUGGGAGAGCAGAUCGACAACCUGCAGAGAGUCAAGGCUAAACUGGAGAAGGAGAAGAGUGAGCUCAGACUGGAGCUGGACGAUGUGGUCUCCAAUAUGGAACAUAUUGUGAAGACGAAGACAAAUCUAGAGAAGACGUGCAGGACUCUGGAAGAUCAGAUGAAUGAAUACAAGACCAAAUCUGAAGAGGCUCAACGCUGCAUCAACGACUUCAAUAUGCAAAAAGCAAGACUUCAAACAGAAAAUGGUGAGCUCACAAGGCAGCUGGAGGAGAAGGAGUCUCUGGUGUCUCAAUUGACGAGAGGAAAAAUGUCCUACACGCAACAGGUUGAAGACCUAAAGCGACAACUGGAAGAGGAGACCAAGGCAAAGAGUGCUCUGGCUCAUGCAGUGCAGUCUGCUCGCCAUGACUGUGACCUGCUCAGGGAGCAGUAUGAGGAGGAGCAGGAGGCCAAGGCUGAAUUGCAGCGCGGCAUGUCCAAGGCCAACACCGAGGUGGCUCAGUGGAGAACGAAGUACGAAACGGAUGCCAUCCAGAGAACCGAGGAACUGGAGGAGGCAAAGAAAAAGCUGGCCCAGCGUCUGCAGGACGCUGAGGAGACCGUUGAAGCAGUGAAUGCUAAAUGUUCAUCUCUGGAGAAGACCAAACACAGGCUGCAGAAUGAGAUUGAAGAUCUCAUGGUGGAUGUGGAGAGGUCUAAUGCUGCUGCUGCCGCUCUGGACAAGAAGCAAAGAAACUUUGACAAGGUCCUGUCUGAGUGGAAGCAGAAGUACGAAGAGUCUCAGUGUGAGCUGGAGAGCUCCCAAAAGGAGGCCAGGGCUCUGAGCACUGAGCUCUUCAAACUGAAGAACUCUUAUGAGGAGUCUCUGGAUCAUCUGGAGACCAUGAAGAGAGAGAACAAGAACUUACAGGAGGAGAUUUCUGACCUCACUGAGCAACUUGGUGAGAGCGGAAAGAGCAUCCAUGAACUGGAGAAAUUACGGAAACAACUGGAACAGGAGAAAAGUGAGAUCCAGUCUGCUCUUGAGGAAGCUGAGGCCUCCCUGGAGCAUGAAGAGGGUAAGAUUCUAAGAGCCCAGCUGGAGUUCAAUCAAAUUAAAGCCGAUAUUGAACGCAAGCUAGCUGAGAAAGAUGAGGAGAUGGAGCAGUCCAAGAGGAACCUGCAGAGGACGAUUGACACCCUGCAGAGCUCUCUUGAGGCCGAGUGUCGCAGCAGGAAUGAGGCUCUCCGUUUGAAGAAGAAGAUGGAGGGAGACCUCAAUGAGAUGGAGAUCCAGCUAAGCCAGGCCAACAGGCAGGCAGCGGAGGCUCAGAAACAACUCAAGGCUGUUCAUGCACAUCUGAAGGAUUGCCAAAUUCAGCUGGAUGAGUCUGUUCGGGCCAAUGAUGAUCUUAAAGAGAACAUGGCCAUCGUUGAGAGACGCAACAACCUGCUUCAGGCCGAACUGGAAGAACUCAGGGCUGCUCUGGAGCAAACUGAGAGAAGUCGCAGACUUGCUGAGCAAGAGCUGCUGGACGUUAGUGAAAGGGUGCAGCUACUGCACUCACAGAACACUGGCCUGAUAAACCAGAAGAAGAAACUUGAGAUUGACGCUUCCCAGCUUCAAACCGAAGUGGAGGAAGCAGUGCAGGAGUGCAGAAAUGCUGAAGAGAAGGCCAAGAAGGCCAUUACUGAUGCCGCCAUGAUGGCAGAGGAGCUGAAGAAAGAGCAGGACACCAGCGCUCACCUGGAGCGUAUGAAGAAGAACAUGGAGCAAACCAUCAAAGACCUGCAGCACCGUCUGGAUGAAGCUGAACAGAUCGCCUUGAAGGGGGGCAAGAAGCAGGUGCAGAAGCUCGAGGCCAGGGUGAGGGAGCUGGAGAAUGAGGUGGAGUUGGAGCAGAAGAAGAGCAGCGAAGCAGUGAAGGGAAUCCGUAAAUAUGAGAGACGUAUCAAAGAGCUCACAUACCAGACUGAGGAAGACCGCAAGAAUAUGGUGCGUCUGCAGGACCUGGUCGACAAACUGCAGCUGAAAGUCAAAGCCUAUAAGAGAUCUUCUGAGGAGUCUGAAGAGCAGGCCAACACACAUCUGGGCAAGUUCCGUAAACUGCAGCACGAGCUGGACGAGGCCGAAGAACGAGCCGACAUCGCCGAGUCUCAGGUCAACAAGCUGCGUGCCAAGAGCCGUGAUGUGGGCUCAAAGAAAGGGCUAGAUGAGGAGUGAAACUCACAGACGGCCACCUAAGACCUUUGGGAUCUCCUGUGAUGUGUAGUCCCCCUUUGUCUGCAACGUAACUCUGUAGAAUAAAGAAAUGUGCAUUCAA
Sebastes umbrosus (honeycomb rockfish) is the source of this 11776-nucleotide messenger RNA. RefSeq lists its product as uncharacterized. Gene Ontology annotation, molecular function: actin filament binding; ATP binding; cytoskeletal motor activity. Gene Ontology annotation, cellular component: myosin complex. The record is from RefSeq and is a predicted model, not a curated record. The coding region runs from base 1 to 11676 and encodes 3891 amino acids. The transcript is spliced from 74 exons. NCBI's taxonomy places the organism in Eukaryota, Metazoa, Chordata, Actinopteri, Perciformes, Sebastidae.